Molecule: messenger RNA, 517 nt
Organism: Symbiodinium necroappetens
Lineage: Eukaryota; Dinophyceae; Suessiales; Symbiodiniaceae
Source: the annotation of a GenBank genome assembly
AUGCAGCUGUACUUCACGGUCAAGAUGAAGUUCCAGCUUGAAGCUAUUCUCCCAGAUGCUGAUCUGGACGAUGAUGGGAACGUGGUGGAGUUCGAAUCGCGUGAGACCUACUUGCUCUCACCUGCUCCCUGGGUGGUCGCGCCGGAUGCCGACAUGGAGAGGCGACUCACCAGCAUCGUGGAGACUGCGCGGGAGAAGUUGGAGCAACACCUGGAGGCUGCAGCCCUACGUGGGAGUGGUGAUCUCAUCGGCGGGAUCCGUCAGGUCUACAUCCUCGUGGUGCCGCGCAACUUCGGGUUCGACUUCUCCACCCUGCCAGCUGGGGAUAGGGGAGUGACCUGGGCCGACAUAGAGGAGUUCGAACGAGUCAAUGGGCACCGCCUUCGUAUCUUCGUGUGGGAGUGGCACAAAGUGGAGUGGCGACAGCAGACCGUCUACGAGACCGUCUUUGAGAGGGUUGUGGUGAGGGAGCCCAAGCUGAUGAACCAUCCCUUCGAGAAGGAGAUCCAUCUCCUUC